Messenger RNA from Drosophila grimshawi, 788 nucleotides. Its product is annotated as ADP-ribosylation factor 1. The transcript has 5 exons. Gene Ontology annotation, biological process: vesicle-mediated transport; intracellular protein transport. NCBI's taxonomy places the organism in Eukaryota, Metazoa, Arthropoda, Insecta, Diptera, Drosophilidae. The coding region runs from base 185 to 733 and encodes 182 amino acids. Gene Ontology annotation, molecular function: GTPase activity; GTP binding. Gene Ontology annotation, cellular component: cytoplasm; plasma membrane. The record is from RefSeq and is a predicted model, not a curated record.
UGAACCCAUUCAUUUAUAGUGGUUGAUUCUCAAAUUCUUUAUUGUGAUGCAGCAAAAAUGCAUAUAUGCCACAAUACAACUGCGUUCGUAAAUCAAUCGGAAGUUGUGUGUGAUCAGCAGAUUCAUAGAGUCCAGAACGCACAAAUCACAAAAGGAGUUGCAUAUUAACAAUUUCUUAUAAUCAAUGGGAAAUGUAUUUACCAAUCUAUUCAAAGGCCUCUUCGGUAAAAAGGAAAUGCGAAUAUUAUUGAUCGGAUUGGUUGAUUCUGGUAAAACCACAAUUCUGUACAAACUCAAGUUAGGCGGAAUUGUUACAACGAUACCUACCAUUGGUUUCAAUGUGGAGACUGUAGAACACAAAAAUAUUAGUUUUACCGUGUGGGAUGUGGGCGGUCAGGAGAAAACUCGUCCUUUGUGGAGGCAUUACUUGCAGAACACACAAGUUCUUGUCUUCGUCGUAGAUAGCAAUGACAGAGAACGAGUCGAUGAGUCGAGGGAGGAAUUGAUGCGUGUUCUGGCCGAGGAGGACAUCAGAGAUGCAGUCUUACUAAUAUUCGCCAACAAACAGGAUCUCCCAAAUGCAAUGAAUGUGGACGAAAUCACCGAAAUCUUUGGUUUAAAUUCACUCAAAAACCGCAUUUGGCACAUACAAGCGGCAUGUGCAACCAGCGGCGAUGGGCUCUACGAGGGACUCGAUUGGUUGUCCAAUCAGUUAAAUAAUUCAAAUCGAUAAAUUAACUCUAGCAGCACGAACAAACAAAAAUAGUUACAAUAUCUUUUUAAGUUAU